Phytophthora sojae is the source of this 1893-nucleotide messenger RNA. RefSeq lists its product as hypothetical. The coding region runs from base 1 to 1893 and encodes 630 amino acids. The transcript has 7 exons. Lineage: Eukaryota; Oomycota; Peronosporomycetes; Peronosporales; Peronosporaceae. The record is from RefSeq and is a predicted model, not a curated record.
AUGUCGUCGUUCCCUGCGUCCAAGUACUCGCGCUACAAGCGCGCCACCGCCUUCUUCCUGGACUGGCUGCUACGCGCGCGUGACCACGGACGUCACACAGGCAAGCGCGUGCAGCUGGAGACGCUCAGCGUCAUCGUGAAGGACAUUGCGGCGGAUCCGUCGAGUCUCACGUCCAAACUACUGGGAUGGAGGUGCCAGGCCCCGGUAGAGCCGUUCGAGAGCUACUACGACAUUCUACAGGUGGACGAGGACUACUUCCCUGACGAGGACACGGGCUUUGGGGCCUCUGGGGUCCCCAAGAGAGCCAAGGCGGACAGGAAGAGGCUGUUCGAGGAGGCGUUCGCUGAAGAUCUGAAGCUGGAGCUGGUGUGCUACUUCUUGGAGCUGGAGGAGCUGGUGGAGGGGGUGUUUGACGUCUACGACCAAGUGAAGAAGCAGCAACACACGCUGGUGGAGGCCACAGUGGCGAAAGUGGCCAUGAACACGGUUAGCUCAAUGACGGCGCAGUUGCAGCUGAAAUACCCAGCACUCAAGACGGCGGAAGAUGUAUUCACUCUACUCAGGGAGCAAAUCCUCGAGAGGGUUCAGAAGCGUGUUUCCAAUGCUGUCACUGCUGCGCGGCAGAAGUUUGAGGAGGGGACGCCUUUCACGCAUGUUCCAGGCAUGCUGCUGAUUGACUUCGAGAACGGCUCUUUGGGGGAAAGUUAUGGAGAAGACCGGACUCUUGAGUACGUGCUACCAGACCCCAGCUCUAGACUGGUCAUCCUGAUCGCGCAGCAGUUGCCGAUGUUGUACAACGCGUAUGUGGAUAGGGUGAACCACACUGGAUCUGGAUUUGAUCAGUUUGGAUUGGUGAGCUCAUUUAUGAAGCUCACGGAGGACUAUUUCAAGUCACGCAAGGCUUCAUUUUUGCGCAUCGCGCACGACCUGGUGGUGUCGACGACGGCCUUUCGUGCGUUUGGCCACGUGUACAAUGCGCUUGUGAACGAAGGAUAUCUCGAUCAUAUCACGUUUUUCGACGACGAAUUGAGGAUUUACGAGCACAUGAUAUUCACUCCUUCUCAAGCUACGGCGACGCCCGUUCUCUCUCGGGACAUGGUGACGCUCAACGACGACCUUGCUGAUGUACUCUGUGAAAUGUUCGACGUGUUGAGCGAAGGGUGCCUCGAUCUACUUCCUGAGGCGGUCCCUGGGGAGUCUCGGAAUGAUCGCCUCGAUCGCGCGUUGGAGAAUUUGAUGCCUGUCUUGGCACAGUUGGAUUCCUCGCAGCAAAAUGGUAGUACCAUGGACCCCAGUAUGAUUCCGGCGGAAGCUCGAAACGAGAAUAUGGGAAGCGAGCGUCUCCAUGAAGGAUGCAGACAGAUUUCAGCCAUAGUCAAAGCCAAAUUUGCGUCGUCAUCAGGCUUCUGCGAGGAUAAAUACUUGACUUACCCCAUCCAGGCGGACUUUGUCCGACAAGAGUAUGGGUCGGCGUCUUUGAAGGGGUAUACGGAGGCGGAAAACCAUGAGGAGGUGUUUCACGAGCUGAUGAACUUGCUGCAAACAAGCAAUGGUCCACUCCGUGAAAGAAAGUUGGAGCACCUGAAAGACGAAAUCAAGAAAGAUCCUGACCUGCUGGCCAUGGUGUCCCUCCGUAAAGAAUCGGACGAAAUUGACGUCAAUGCGGUUGAAUAUCCCGACGACGAUCUCUGUGCACUGUUCCACCAAGCCGCAGCCGGCCCUAGUCACGAUUUGCACCUCGUCGAGUGGAUGAUUCAAAUGGGGGCGCUAGGUCACGAUGACAUUGUGUGCACGAUUGUGGGUGCAGACAACAUGCUGGACCUGGACACGCCAACCUUUUACGGGCCGAUCUAUCUCUUCGCGAUAGCAACGGGAAGCGUGUAUGUGAUGUAA